This is a messenger RNA of Elgaria multicarinata webbii, 1356 nucleotides long. RefSeq names its product neuropeptide Y receptor Y5 (gene NPY5R). The transcript has a single exon. Gene Ontology annotation, cellular component: neuron projection; plasma membrane. Gene Ontology annotation, biological process: G protein-coupled receptor signaling pathway; chemical synaptic transmission. Gene Ontology annotation, molecular function: neuropeptide binding; peptide YY receptor activity; pancreatic polypeptide receptor activity. The record is from RefSeq and is a predicted model, not a curated record. Lineage: Eukaryota; Metazoa; Chordata; Lepidosauria; Squamata; Anguidae. The coding region runs from base 19 to 1356 and encodes 445 amino acids.
UCUAAACAGGAUUUAAAUAUGGAUUCAGCUCUCAAAGACUCUAGUAACAGGACACUUGGCUCCGAGAACAUCUCUGCACCUUCAAAGGGUUCUAAUUUUCCUACCUGGGAAGACUAUAAAAGCAGUGUAGAUGACAUCCAGUACUUUCUGAUUGGGCUUUACACUAUGAUCAGUCUUGCCGGCUUUAUGGGAAACCUGCUUAUUCUUGUGGCUUUAAUGAAGUGCAAACAAAAAACAAUAAUAAACUUUCUCAUUGGGAACUUAGCCUUUUCAGAUAUAUUGGUGGUGGUCUUUUGCUCUCCGUUCACCUUGACAUCUGUUCUACUUGAUCAUUGGAUGUUUGGAAAAGUCAUGUGUCAUAUGAUGCCCUUCCUCCAGUGUGUGUCUGUCCUGGUUUCCACUUGGAUGUUAAUUUCCAUCGCCGUAGUCCGAUACCGUUUGAUCCGCCACCCUCUUUCUAGCAACCUGACACUGAAACAUGGUUGUUACCUAAUUUUGGCCAUCUGGACUCUUGGUUUAGGCGUUUGCUCCCCUUUGCUGGUUUUCCACAAGCUGGUAGAUCUUCCGGAUGCCCUUGGCCUAGAAGCACUAAACAGCAAGCACGUGUGUGUCGAGUCCUGGCCAUCUGAUUGGUACCGAAUUGCAUUCACUAUUUCCCUGUUGCUCAUGCAGUACAUUUUGCCGUUGGUUUGUUUAACUGUAAGCCACACUAGAGUCUGCAAGUCCGUAAGUUCCAGAUUGUCAGUCAGAGAAAACAAACUGGAAGAGAACGAGAUGAUCAACUUAACCCUUCAUGCACCCAAGAGUCACGGGUCUCAGGGACAGCUCUUUAGUUCUGAGAGAUGGACUUACACUUUGGUCAGGAAACACCGAAGGAGGUACAGUAAGAAAACCGCUAGUGUGACGCCAGAAAUGUCAAGGCACCAUCAGAAUCAUAAUUCUGGAGAUCUCGCUGAAACAUCUGGUACAGAAAGAAGCCAGCUUUCUUCCUCCAGUAAAUUUAUACCAGGAAUACCCAUCUGCUUUGAGGUGAAACCGGGGAAUUCAGAAGUGCAGGAUGGGACGACAGUAGCUCGACCCAUCAGUCAGGUUAAGAAACGGUCUCGGAAGGUUUUCUGGCGACUGACAGUGCUGAUCUUAGUUUUUGCAGUCAGUUGGAUGCCUCUUCAUGUUUUCCACGUUGUCACUGAUUUUAAUGGCAAUCUCAUUUCAAAUAAGCAUUUUAAAUUGGUAUAUUGUAUUUGUCAUUUGCUGGGUAUGAUGUCCUGCUGUUUAAACCCCAUUUUAUAUGGAUUCCUUAACAAUGGCAUAAAAGCUGAUUUAAUGGCCCUUAUUCCAUGCUUACAAAUAUCAUGA